Molecule: messenger RNA, 2748 nt
Organism: Armigeres subalbatus
Lineage: Eukaryota; Metazoa; Arthropoda; Insecta; Diptera; Culicidae
Exons: 1
Coding region: 1-2748 (915 amino acids)
Cellular component (GO): extracellular region
Molecular function (GO): chitin binding
Source: RefSeq, a predicted model, not a curated record
AUGCUCGUUUCCGUAUUAUACGCAGCAGUAAUAUCUGCCACGUUCACAGCUCCCGUCUUUUCACAAAACCUGAAUAGCUCCAUUUGCAAUGGAACCAUAUCUGGAAUCGUCCCUCAUCCGGAUCCUCGCCUGUGUCAGAUGUUCGUUUCGUGUGUAUUCGGAACGGGUUCGCUGCAUCAGUGCGACGAAGGGCACAUAUUCAACGUAACCAUCCCGCAGUGUGUCCCCGGCGAUUGGAAUGAUUGUAGACCCAAAGCUGACCCAGAACUUGAGCCCAUUUGUGCUAAUGUGUCGUAUGGAGUUUUUGAACAUCAAAACGACUGCGGAAAGUUUGUUUUCUGCGAACGAGGAAGGCCAUCGGUGAUUGACUGUUUGGAUAAUGAGAUAUGGUUCCAGCCGGAAGGGUCUUGUGUGCCUGGCGACAGAGGAACUUGUCUGCCGAAUGACGAGUUUUGCAAGGGUGAACCGGAUGGAGCAAUUCCACACCCGGAUGGGUGUCACUUAUUCAUCGAAUGUGUUGAUGGGCACAGUACUGUGGUGGAAUGUGACAGGGGAAAUGUUUUUGUUGAAGGAGGCGCAAGCUGCACCGUUGGAAGCUCACAAACAUGCUUGUCUUUGGAAGGUGUUUGCGUUGUUAAUCCUGAUUCGUUGCAGCCUCACCCGGAAUGGUGCGAUCUUGCAAUAAGAUGCAAUGGAACCGAUGCGCAGUUGAUAACUUGUGGAGUUAAUGAAAUUUUUCGACCAGACAUUCAGUUUUGUGUCCCAGGGAACCCGAUUACAUGUACUCCAAGUAGACCGGAAGUUGCCUGUGAAGGACGACCUGAUGGAAUAGUUCCGCAUCCAGAUGAAUGUAAUCUUUACAUUGAAUGCAGAGAUGGAAGUUCAACUGUGCAGAGCUGUAGCACCGGUCAGAUACUUCGGCCAGAGAUUCCGAUUUGUGUGACUGGAAAUCAGGACACUUGUGAGUUUUUGGAUGGAGUUUGUGCGGAUCGCCCUGAUCGAUACGUCAUUGAGCAUCCAAACUAUUGUGGGUGGCAUAUUUGGUGCAUUAACGGGCAGGCCCAAGUGGUACAAUGCCCUCCUAAUGAAAUAUUACGACCGGAUAUGCAGUUUUGUGUUCCAGGAAACGUUGAUACUUGCGAGACUGCCGAGAUAGAUGAAAUGUGUGAAGGACGCCUUGGUUUGGUGAUUUACCCGCACCCUUAUUACUGUGAUCAAUACAUUCGCUGUACUCAAGGAGAAGUCGUAAUCAAUCAGUGUCCACCGUAUAAUGUUGUGCAGCCUGGAACUAUUCAAUGCGUUCCUGGCAACACCGAAACUUGUAAGCUGUACAUCGAAUACUGUCAAGGGCGUCCUGAUGGAAUUAUUCCGCAUCCUUCCGGGUGUCAUCUUUUCAUAGAAUGUAGAUCCGAAGUGGUUAUUGUUACAUCAUGCCCUGAUGGCCACAUCUUCGAUACGUCCGAAUCGCAAUGUGUUCCCGGCAACUCCGAAACAUGUGAUCAUCUGAUAGAAUACUGUAUUGAUCGACCGAAUGGAGUGAUUCCACACCCCAAUAGAUGUGAUUUAUUUAUGGUUUGCUAUAAUGGAGUUACGUCGGUGGAAUCGUGUCCUUGGGGAGAAAUUCUUCGUCCAGAUAUGCAGGUAUGCGUACCUGGGAACAGCGAAACUUGCCUAUUCACUCCAAUAGAGCAGAUAUGUGACAAUCGAGACGGGUCGACAGUUUAUCCUCAUCCGAAUGACUGUACGCUUUUCAUCAGAUGCCAGCAGGGUCAAACCAUCAUUGAGUCAUGCCAAGAGGGAACUAUUCUGCAACCAGGAACGAUUCAAUGUGUAGUUGGAAACGCAGAUACUUGUGAGUUCUAUACCGAUAUAUGCAUAGGUGUCGGGGAAGAUGUAAUUCCACAUCCGUCCGGAUGUCACGUGUUCAUACACUGCGAAAAUAAUCAAGUAACUUCUGUUGAAUCGUGCACUCGAGGAAUGGUUCUCGUUAAUCGGACAUGUGUCAUAGGAGAUCGAGAGUCGUGUGAGUCUUGGCAAGAUAUAUGUGUAAACAAAGAUGAUCAGAUAGUGGAGCAUCCCAAUUUUUGUGAUUUGUUCAUAGAAUGUCGUUGGAGUCUUACCCACUUGGGGUCAUGCACAACCGGAUUGAUCCUGCAUCCUAACAUGCAAGUUUGCUCUCCUGGGGAUCAGGAAACUUGCCAAUUCUACCCGGAAGACGGAAUGUGUAUUGGUCGAGCGCAGGGACGGUUCCCAACACCUGAUCAAACACAGUGCACAGAAUUCGUUACAUGUACAAAUGGAGUAGGAACGGUUGAUGCCUGCGAGGACGGAGCCGUCCUAAGGCCCCGUUUCAUCGAUUGCGUUCCUGGAAACGAAGUCACGUGCGUCUCGUAUCCGCAUAUCUGCCUUUUCCGUCCAAAUGAGUUCAUCCCUCACCCAGUCAGAUGCGAUAUGUUUAUAUCGUGUAUUUCGGAACGCCCAAAUGUUGUUCCUUGUCCGCGAGGAGAGAUAUACAACCCUGACAGAUUUAUCUGUGUUCCAGGGAGCGCGGAGACCUGUAUAUCCUUCGAAGCAAUAUGUGCUGAUCAAGUUGAUGGGCGUCUACCGCAUUUGACGGAUUGUGAUUUAUACAUUGAAUGCAGGUCUGGGUCCGCUACGGUGGGUGCUUGUCCCAGUGGACAGAUUUUCGUUUCGGGUUUGCAGUUGUGUGUUCCAGGGAACAGGGAAACGUGCGUGGCUUAUGCGUAA